Paramormyrops kingsleyae is the source of this 3007-nucleotide messenger RNA. RefSeq names its product zinc finger, AN1-type domain 4 (gene zfand4). Gene Ontology annotation, molecular function: protein binding; zinc ion binding. The record is from RefSeq and is a predicted model, not a curated record. NCBI's taxonomy places the organism in Eukaryota, Metazoa, Chordata, Actinopteri, Osteoglossiformes, Mormyridae.
AAUGAGCAUCAGUUGCCAUGUAGCUUUGCUUUGUGUCUCGUGUAGAUAAAAACCGUGGCAGUUGAAAAGUAAAAUCGGGUAAAAGUGCUAUUAUUACGUUAAUCGAUAGUGCGCUGUUAUGCUAGAAGAACUGUAUUAUUAUUAUAGUUGCCGUGACACUGAAAACAAGGACAGAGCUUGUCACCGAAGACCUGCGAAUUUGCCGGUCCGUCGCUCCUCUACCCUCGGCGCUCCAGGGAUGCCCUUAAGGUGGAGGAACCCUGAAGAGGCACUUUCCUGGUCCUCCCCACUACAACUCUGGGCUCCGCCCACAGCCCCCGCCCACGAUGGAGCACAGGAAGCAGCCCCCCUUCCUCGAUGAGCGUCCAGAGGCAGUCCAGAGGGCGUCCUGCUACGGGACAGUGGAGCUGUUUAUUGAGACUCUGACGGGGACCUGCUUUGAGCUUCGGGUCUCUCUCUUUGACACGCUGCUGUCAGUUAAGGCCAAGAUCCAGAGGCUGGAAGGUGUUCCCAUAGGGCAGCAGCAUCUGAUAUGGAAUGGUGUGGAGCUGCAAAAUGACAAGCGUUUGCACCAUUACAGCAUUUCAGACGGAUGCACACUGAAGCUAGUGUUGGCCAUGAAGGGGGGGCCCAUCAGUACCCGCAAAGUGCCCACAGGAGAGAUGAGCCUUGAAGCUCCAGAUGAUGUAGAUGCCAUUCAGGAGGAUGUCUGGGAGAGGAGCCCACCCAACAAGCAGCUGGCUUUUCUGGUGUACUGCCAGGGCGAGCAGAUUAAUCUCUUCGGCAUCGUUGACCGAGGCGAUGGCAUGUUGACCCCUGUACCAGAGCUGUUGAGCACUGGUUCUGUGUAUAACCUCUACACGGAGAAGGCAGAGGAGGACGGGGAGAUCGAAAGCCCUACAGCAGCUCAGCAGACCUUGGAAAACACUGUCACCAUGAAGAAAAUGAAACAGCUGAAGGCCAAGAUGGAGAACAUGAACCUUAGCAGGAAGACUGCAAAGCUGAGAGCCCAUCCUCCAGAGGGACCCUCACCCUGCAGCAGUACCUUUAUCCCUCGCCUGUUCCCUGUACUUCCCCAAAUUGGCCAGCUACUGCCCCCUGCUGGGGGCCCACCUUCAACACAUGCCUCAGUUGCUUGGGAAUGCCCUUUCCUCGGUCAGACGCAGACUUCGUCUAAGAUGUCCCAGCUGGAGGUGGACACCUCCAAACUGCUGAAGGACAGAGUCUUCCCCGAACGACCUAUACUGGGUAGCUCACCAGGGGAGGAGUCCAAAGUGCAGGUGAUAGAUGAUUCAGUUCUGAUGGACCCACUGGCCCUUCAGCAACCAGAACCUCUCUGCUUGGACAGCUCAGCACCCAGCCUGGCCAAUUCAACCCAGACCCCUAGUGGUGCAGCCUCCCUGCUGCCACUGCUUCCCGGGGGUGUGGCCUCCCCGGAGACCCAACCAAUAGGUGCUGAGCGCUGCAAGCUCCCUCCCCUCCACCUUCCCUCAGAGCCGAUUGUUCCCGCCUCCCGUGGCGCCCACCUCGAGUGCAUCCAAGGGGGCCCCCUGCAGGCAGUAGUCAUUCCUGGGAACGGAGGCCAGGACUUUUCUGAGGUGACGGGCCAGAUAUCGCUGUGUCCGAAUCAGGGGACCACGGGGAGCCUGUUGAGGAAGGUGUCCACUGUAGAGGCCGCACAAAUGUCCGUGCCUGGAUGUGCCCGAGGUCCUUGCGGAGUUCCUUCUGGCCCAGUGAGAAGAACAGGCGCCCUGUCGUGCAGUUUGCCGCCGGUGAAGACCCCGGCAGCUCCCAAGAAGAAGAACUCCAAGCACUGCUCCAUGUGCGGGAAGAGAACCGGAUUAGCGUCCAGCUACGAGUGCAGGUGCGGUAACAAUUUCUGUGCAUCGCACCGUUAUCCAGAGGCCCAUGGUUGCAGCUUUGACUACAAGGGCAUGGGUCGCCGCGUUCUGCAGGACAGCCUCCCCGUCGUCAGCGCCCCCAAGCUUCCUAAAAUCUGAGGCUGCUGCACUUGAGUCCCUUUGUGGGAGCCUCAUACAUGGACACAAAAUUAAACAAUUUGACACCAACCAGCGGUUUCUUUACCAACUGAAUCCGUGCCCCUUGUAAAGUGUGAUUCUGUUCCUUGAUGAGUCCGUGCCCCACCUUACCCCAUGGUGUGAUUCUGCCCAUCUGGGUCUGUGCUCCUUCCUGUUUCUAAGGUGAGACUCUGCCCCUCUAAGUCUGUGCCUCUCCUUGUGUCUAAGGUGUGCCUCUGCCCUUCUGAGUCUGUGCCUCUUACCCUCUCUCAGGUGAGACUCUGCCCCUCUGAGUCUGUGCCUCUCUCCCUCUCUAAGGUGAGACUCUGCCCUUCCAAGUCCCUGCUCUGCCCUGUCUCUAUCAUGUGUGAGGUGUGACUCUGCCCCUCUUGAGUCAGUGCCUCACCCUACCCCUAUGAUGUGACUCUAGCCCUCCGAGUCUGUGCCUCUCCCCAUUUCUAAGGUGUGACACUGCCCCUCUGAGUUCUUGGUCCUCCCUGUCUCCAUGGGGUGACCCCACCCUGCUUUCAUAAAUCAACUCUGUAAUGUAUCUGGCACAUGGCUGAAACUGUAGCAUGACAAAUGGUGCAUAGGGACAGCCUGAGUCACCUACUUUUUAAAGAUUUCUUUGCGUUUAGGUUUUUCUCUAAAAUGCACUUUAAUAAUUAAUAUGCAUACCUCUAUUUGACAGUAACUUUAGGGUAUUUUAUGUAUUUCUUUAUUUGGAUACAUCCCAUCUUUGUCUUGGUGUAAAUCCAGCCUUGGAUGAAAGGAGCAGGCAGAUUCUGUUAGCAGCACAGCUGUUUAUUGUCUCAUUAACAACACAUGAAUGCAAUAAAAUGACUAGUGUGUGGAUGUUUGGAAUGUUUUGGGAUAAAAAAACAUGGAUGAAGCCAGUAACUUGCCAUAUAUUUUUUUUUUUUUUGAUGCCAGUUUUUAAUGAGUUGUUUUGCUGUUAAAUAAAAAAUAAACCAGGUGGCAUGUUUUAA